This is a messenger RNA of Suillus bovinus, 702 nucleotides long. RefSeq lists its product as uncharacterized. The record is from RefSeq and is a predicted model, not a curated record. Lineage: Eukaryota; Fungi; Basidiomycota; Agaricomycetes; Boletales; Suillaceae. The transcript has 2 exons. Bases 1 to 702 code for a protein of 233 amino acids.
AUGUCUGCUCUUAAAGUCAUUGCUCCUUCUUCCGCAACAAGCAAGCGCCCUUCGUCCUUCUCUCAGCCAUAUCCAUCGCAAUCUUUACGCAUGUCGCUUCGUCGCACUACUUCGUUUCUCUCCUUGUCAGACUAUGAAGGUGACGAGGAUACCUUGUUACAGUCUGGCCCCUCUUCAAUUUACGCGAAGACCCAACCUCCCCUCGUUCCCUACACUCGUACUCUGUACCACUACAAGGAGCAGCGUGAACGCCGUAAAGCUGCGCUCAGCCGCAGCCGUCCUGAGUUUACAAUUGCUCCGCCCUCCACCAAGCAGCCCAUCAAAUCAACUCCUCACCCGCCACCCAAACAAAUGACAGGACUGCGCACCUCUUCCCCUUUAUCACCCACUCAGAAACUUCUUCCACCCCGCGCUUCUUUCCCUCGCUCGAAGCCGGAGCCGGACUUGUACCGGAUCGCAAUUAAAGCCCGCAUGCGAUGCUCCCCUGAAGGCGCGAAGAUUCUUCGCAUGGGUCCUCGCAUGGCUGUGUCUAUUUUAGCCGCUACUCGGGACCUCGAGAUGCUUGUGUCAACACAGGAGGUGACGACUGGGAAAUGGUUGACUGCAGUGCAUGAUGCUCUUACAAAUGAUCUGACGAUCCGGGAUGACCUGAACGAAUCAGAUCUGUACAGGAGCAAUCACAUGAAGUUGUGGCAUUUUUAG